GGAAGGCACGCGCCGGGGACUGGAGCCAGCUCCAAGUGCACCUGAACCAACCAUGACCCUGCGGGCGGGGGGUGCUCGGCUGCUCGGCGGCCUCCUGCUCUUUGCUCUGCUCGCGGCCGGCGCCGCCCCGCUCGGCUGGGAUCUCCCGGAGCCCCGCAGCCGGGCCAGCAAGAUCCGAGUGCACCCGCGGGGCAACCUCUGGGCCACCGGUCACUUCAUGGGCAAGAAGAGCCUGGAGCCCCCCAGCCCAUCCCUACUGGGGACAGCUCCCCACACCUCCCUGAGGGACCAGACACGACAGCUGAGUCAUCAUCUGCUCAGGGUCCUCCUGCAAAAGCAAGCUCUGGGCAUGAGCCUCAGUGUCCCAGCACCUCACACCCAGCACAGGAGGCUGCUGGUGCAAACGCUGCAGAAGUGACGCUAUUAAUCAGGAAGACACGACGACAUGGCUGAGAUUGUGCCUCCCCAGGGAAGGUGCUGUAUGGGACCCAUCUGGAUGUAAACCAUGGGCUCACAUCUCUGUCACUCCAUUACCGUGAUUUCCGGUUGGGCUGUCAGGAAUAUCGCCGGUGCAGAUGCAAAUGCUGUCCCUGCCGUAUUUCUUGCUUCCCUGUUGAAGUUGUGAAUAAAACCCUGCUCUUUACGUAGA
This is a messenger RNA of Capra hircus (goat), 649 nucleotides long. RefSeq names its product neuromedin B (gene NMB). Gene Ontology annotation, molecular function: neuropeptide hormone activity; neuromedin B receptor binding. Gene Ontology annotation, cellular component: neuron projection. Gene Ontology annotation, biological process: positive regulation of hormone secretion; neuropeptide signaling pathway. NCBI's taxonomy places the organism in Eukaryota, Metazoa, Chordata, Mammalia, Artiodactyla, Bovidae. The transcript has 3 exons. Bases 53 to 418 code for a protein of 121 amino acids. The record is from RefSeq and is a predicted model, not a curated record.